GCUGUUUCCACUUCCGUCGCAUCGAGCUCGCUCUCUCCAAACCAGCUGGUUCCGGGUCUCUCGUGCCGCUGCUGUCCUCGUGUGAAGGUUGCGGUAUGAUGAGCGGGAGCACGAGCGCCGUGAUCGCCGGGGUGUGCGGGGCCGUUUUUAUCGCCUACUGUGUUUAUUUCGACAGGAAAAGACGGAGCGAUCCUCAGUUCAAACAGAAACUUCGAGAACGUGAGUGUUAAAACAAACAGACGGGUAAUAAAGGUGAACGUUCAGGUAACUUUGGGGACACGUGAGCGUGCAAGGACACCUCAGGCCGCAGGUUACAAACAGGGAAGAGUUUAUAGAGAUAAAAAAAAAUGAGUUUAAUAAUAAUGUUUGAUUCCGUAAAACAAAUUUCUAACCAGAAUUUACCCAGCAGCCUUAGCGAGGUUCUCCGAAAUUAGGCCAACUUUUUCAUAUAGAAAAAGUCCUGAAAAGUUUUUGUUUUCCAUCAAUUGCGCACAUGAUGGUUACUUAUCAGCACAGUAUAAUAAACUUGUUGGAACAGGUUAAUAACCCUUUUCAUACAGAUCACUAAACAGCACAAGUUAUGAUUUGAUAGGAUUAAGUUUAAACCUGAGAAAAGAACAGAGUUACGCAAGUGCACAAGGUCAUAUACUUGUUCCCCACCACUUCAUAAUUUGUCCGUACAAGAUUGUGAGCUUCUGUAAGAUUUGAAGGGAUAAUUGGACGUAAAAUUAAUUUAGGGUCAAACACACUGUAACACCAAGUUAGACACCCCCUCGAGAGAUGGAUUUUGUCGUCUGCUUGCUUCUCUAGUUAUACCGAAUUUACUAACGACCGCACGAUAGCAAUACACAGCGGUCGGAGGAGCCGUAAACAAACUUCAACCAAAACGCCACAAAUAAUGCUCAGAACAGCCCCAAACUUCAUCAACAGGACAUACAGGGCCCCAGCCAUCAAACAUCUUUUUAACUUUGCCCAAUUUCUUUAGCAAAGAUACUAAACACAACUUACUUACUCUCUUCCAGCAGUCGUUUGUUUGUAGCGAGACCUCGACCAGUCCAUUACAGACUACAGCAGGGUGCCGCAGCUCAAGGAAGAACAUUUAUGAUCAUUUCUUCAUGGAAAUACAAUCAGACUGAGAUGCUAAGGCAGAAGAACUACCACGUCUGCAGUGAAAAUGAUCAAUAUGGUGAUUAUUACUUCAAGGAAAUGAUAAAGUAAUGAUCAUAAAUGUUUGUCCUUGAGCUGCGUCACCCCGCUGCAGUUGAUGGACUCGCCCGGAGGUCUCUGUACAAACAAGCAGCUGCUGGAAGAGAAUAGGUGAGUUGUGUUUAGUCUCUUUCCUAAAGAAAUUAGUCAAAGUUAAAAAGAUGUUUGGUGGCUAGUACUAUGGCUGGGACCCGAUAUGUCCUGUUGAUGAAGUUAGGUGCUGUUCUGAGCGUUAUUUGUGGCUAUAGAGUGGCGUUUUGGUUGAGCACGUGGCUCUCUUUAUUGCUGUCAUGCGGUCGUUACUAAAGUUGGUGUAACUAGAGAAGCUAACUUGGUGUUACAGUGUGUUUGACCCUAACUUAAUUUUACGCCGGAAUAUCCCUUUAGUUUUCAUGCAGAAGAUGAUUAUAUCGACCCUGUAAGUUAAAUACUCCUGCUCUCAAGUUAUCUUGUUAGCACUGUCAUUUUAGCUCUGCACAUACAGUAACUAUCAAUAAACAAAAAGUACACCCAUAAUCAUCCUCUUCUGAACAUAGAAACACUGAGGUUUUUUGUGCUCUUAAUUUUGAUCUAUACUCAGAAAAUAGGGUCAUUAAAAUUCAGGGACAUUUGUCCUUCUACGGAAAAUUGUUGUGGCGUUUGUAACUUACCGUGUCUGAUUUGACCUUCUGUCUUGCAGGUAGAAGAAAACAAAAAGCGCCUGCUACGAAGUCUGGACAGGCAAAGGUAAAAAGAGCUUUAGAGCCGUUGAUGUCAUGUCUGUGUAUCCUCGUGUAAAGCUGUGAAAAUGCAGUUCUUAUCCCUAAUAUCUGUUUAUUUUAAAGCUACCGGACCUGGCAGACGCUGAGGCUGUUCAGAAAUUCUUCCUGGAUGAAAUUCAGCUCGGGGAGGAGCUCCUAUCACAAGGUUUGUAACAUGACUUUUAAUCUGUAGAUAUUAUCUUUAUGUUGGAACCAUCAUUUAAACAAAUUAACAUUCAAUAACAGUUAUUUCAGAUGUUACGCAAACAAAAACCACAAAAUUGGUCUUUAUUAAUUUUUAUCUUCCAACAGGGGAAUUUGAGAGAGGUGUGGACCACCUGGCCAAUGCCAUUGCAGUAUGUGGUCAGCCUCAGCAGCUGCUCCAGGUUCUCCAGCAGACACUCCCACCUCCUGUUUUCCAAAUGCUGCUCACCAAACUGCCAACCAUCAGCCAGGUGAGCAAUAAACUCUUAGUGAAAUGUGUCGAGGAGCCCCACCACCACCACGUUAGUUUCAGAGCAUUCUUAAGAAACCCCCCAGUUGCUCUCUGUGAUUUCUGGGACAAGAAAGGAUGCAAGAGAAAUCUUAGAAUCAUCCAAAGCUGAGAGCUGAGUGUCAGUAGCUCUCGGCUAUUUCACCUCUAAGACAGAAACACUGACGCUGCAUUCAAGUGGGAUCAGGAAAAGUUAUGCACGGAUUGUGUAAUUGCUGCCUGUGCUGCUGUCUUGGCCAGGAAACCCCUGAAAAGAGAUUUUAUAUCUGCAAAAAAAUCUUGCAGUAAUAAUCAGGCCUUAGUUAUCUUGUAGUGUGUACCACAUUUCAUCGUUUUAAAACCAGAUGUUCUUUCUUGUUUUCCAGCGAAUCGUCAGCUCACAAUCGUUGACAGAAGAUGACGUGGAGUGAAAGCGUGAUCUGCGUUGCUGCAAUAUUUAAAAGGAUUUGUACACUUUCUGAUGCAUUUGAAUGCAGAUGUGUGUGUGUGAGAGAGAAAGAGACAGAAAGUAAGUUAUGAGCCUGAUUGUGACAAGGCUCUACAUUUGCACAUCAUCCCUCCUCGCUAUGGCACUCUUAAAGCUUCAGUUCAGGGUAAACACAUUCCAACUGUCUGAAUUAACUUAUUUAUGUGCCUCCAUAUGAACUGUCCGUCUUCUCAUGUUUUGGGUUCACACUCAUGUAAAACUUCGUAAAAUCAAAACUGGACCUGUGAGAUGUAUAUAUGAUUGUCUGCACUCAUUUUUUUUUUUAAUUUCUCUGUGGCCGUAUAACCGAAAUAUUUUCUAUAUUCCAGUUUUUCUUACUAUGAUGUAUUUUUGUGUGUAAAAUCCAACAAUAAAACAUGAAAACACUCGA
Messenger RNA from Xyrichtys novacula (pearly razorfish), 3296 nucleotides. The record is from the annotation of a GenBank genome assembly. NCBI's taxonomy places the organism in Eukaryota, Metazoa, Chordata, Actinopteri, Labriformes, Labridae.